GUAGACUGCACUAGCCUUCAAACUACCGAAUCUCUUAAAAGUGAGUUAUAACUAGAAUGAUUUUAGAAAAACCCUCCCCCGAAUUACUAGCACUAAUUAGAAUAAAAUGCAAUGAAAACAUUGAAACUAGAAAUCAAGAUCUCGAAACAAUUAAAAAAUGGCUCAAAAAACAGCCACACCUUCCAGAUUCUUGGGAUGACGAGAUGUUACUUAGUUACUUGCGCAGCUGCAAUUUUUCGCUAGAAAAAACCAAGGUUAAACUAGAUAAGUACUUCACUAUCAAGAAUGUACUCCCGGAAGUUUUUGCAAAUUUUGAUAUCACAAGACCGGAGUUACAAGAGUGCAUGCAUACAGUCCAAUUCUAUACGAGUCCACGCCUCACAUCUGAAGGGUACCGACUACACUUUGGUCGCGUCAUUGAAUCGCAACCAGAUAAUUUUAAUUUUAUCACAUUUAUAAAACUAAUAAUAAUGAUUUCCCAAGUUUAUGUUAAAAUCGAAAAUGUGGAAGUGGCUGGUGAGGUCGUGGUUCUAGAUGCAAGUUUUUUCAGUUUGAAACAUGUUGCUCAAAGUACUCCGACGCGGGCCAAGAAGUUUCUAAAUUUAGUGCAAAAUGCCCUGGGUUACAAAAUUAAACAAUUUCAUGUAAUGAAUGCACCAACACUUGUGGAUACUUUUAUAAAAUUUUUAUCUCCAUUUCUUAAAGAAAAACUAAGAAAUCGAAUAUGUUUGCACCGGAAUGUUGAGUCCCUUUUUGAUCAUAUUCCCAACAGUAUGACACCAGAGGAGUUUGGAGGAGCCGCUGGUAAAAUGCAACCAUAUAUGGACGAAUUUAUUACGAUAGUUAAUGGAAAGUUUACCUCAUGGCUGAAAGAACAAGAAAAUAUCAAAUCGGAUGAAACGAAAAGAAUAAUAAAGCCACAAUGGUGCGACGAUUUGUUUGGGUUAGAUGGCAGUUUCAAACAGCUGAACAUAGACUAAUAGUGGUACUAAGUUUAAUUGCCGCAAAAGUAUAUCAUGAGGAUAAUGUAGUGUUGG
Molecule: messenger RNA, 1037 nt
Organism: Zophobas morio
Lineage: Eukaryota; Metazoa; Arthropoda; Insecta; Coleoptera; Tenebrionidae
Product: alpha-tocopherol transfer protein-like
Exons: 4
Coding region: 57-980 (307 amino acids)
Cellular component (GO): membrane
Molecular function (GO): phosphatidylinositol bisphosphate binding
Source: RefSeq, a predicted model, not a curated record